Zootermopsis nevadensis is the source of this 3437-nucleotide messenger RNA. Its product is annotated as piezo-type mechanosensitive ion channel component. Gene Ontology annotation, cellular component: membrane. Lineage: Eukaryota; Metazoa; Arthropoda; Insecta; Blattodea; Termopsidae. Gene Ontology annotation, molecular function: mechanosensitive monoatomic ion channel activity. The record is from RefSeq and is a predicted model, not a curated record.
GCUCGAUAUCCGUGGUUACGUUUAUCUCUCGACAAUAAACAAUAUUGUUUUGGAUGGUGAUACAGGUUGGAGUACAUCAUAAUUUUAGGUUCUGUGAUGGAUGCGAACAUUCACCUAGGACUGCGUCGCUUCCCAGAAGAUAAUCGUUAUGUUGAUGAUGGUGCAUACACAAGGCGCAGUAGCAGCCCUUCAGACAGUGCCAACCAACAGACUAGAUGGAAUGCCGUCUUGAAGCGGAGAAUUGCACGCUUGGAUUUCACGUGCUUCUUAUGUGCCAUCUUAUAUCACACCAAAAAUGCUUCUCUAUUUUCUCUCCCACUUCCACUCAUGGUGUUAGUGUGGGGAACAAUGAGGGAAACCAGACCAGGUCUGAUCUUCUGGGGUAUCAUCAUCGUAUACACUGCGAUUGUGGUUAUAGUAAGUUGGCUGUUGAAACUACAAUUAUUCUCCUUGGAUGACAUAAAUCUAUGGUUCCCAGCAGAUGCAAUUGAUCUCAAGUUGGACAUUCCUAGUAUGAUUUUUGAUAUGACACUUCUCCUUCUUCUCAUCUUUCUCAGGUGUUUGGUGAAAUAUCUGGAAAAUGGUAUUCACUUUGAAGACAAUAGUGUAGAAGAGGAUAAUGAUGAAAAUAUGAGGAGUGACGUUCCUGCAUCAUCACCAGAGAACUCCCUAGCUGACCAUUCUACCAUGUCACCUGAAGAUGAUGGCGAAUCUAAUGACGUCGAUGUAACUGAAAAAAAUUAUGUUAUUAUGACAUUGAUCAAGAAAUGCUUCUGCAGAGUUCAGAAGUUCAUAUAUGGUUUCAUCAAUAAGCCAACACACCCUGGAGUUGAUGUUUACAAGUAUCUGUUUCUCUGUGAUAUCAUCAACUUUGUACUUAUCAUAUUUGCAUUCAGAGCAUUUGGGUCAGAUGUUAUUGGAGAGACACAAAUAACAGAACAAAUAGUAGAAAAUAAGGUGCCAACACGAUUCCUAGUGUUAUUGAUACUGCAGUUCACGUUGAUCAUUGUGGAUCGAGCACUGUACCUAUGCAGAUGUAUUGCAGGAAAAGUAAUUUUAUACUACUGCCUCAUUUUUGGAGUGCAUAUAGGAAUGUUUUUCUUACUUCCUUCUACCACUGAGAGGAAGUUUAAUACACAAUGGACACUGCAAAUAUGGUACUUGGUGAAGUGUUUCUGGUUUCUACUGUCAGCGUAUCAGAUCCGAAAGGGUUACCCCACCUACGUCUUUGGAAAAGCUAUCUGCAGUAGACAUGGUUUAUUCAACUUUGUCCUCGUCAAAGGAUUCAUGUUGGUACCUUUUUUGUUUGAAUUGCGGACAGUAUUGGACUGGCUGUGCAGUGAUACAUCACUGUUGGUGUUUGAAUGGCUGAAGAUGGAGCACAUUUUCUACACUGCGUUCCAUGUUAAAUGUUUACGAGAUACAAAUGAACAAUUUUCAAGUCUUCGAGGACCGCCAAAAAAACCACCCCUCGAACUCUUCAUUGCGUGUGGUAUUCUCCUGCUUGUCAUUGGUGCUAUAUGGUUUCCAAUGAUUUUGUUCAGCUUUUCAAUGUAUGGAAAUGAUUUGCCUUCUGAAGCCAACGUCACCAUGGAGAUUAAUAGUUAUCCGCCCAUUUACACAAUGUCUGCCCAGAGCGACAACAUUAUGAGCAUGGCUGCCAGGAUAUACAGCAAAAUGCACACUACUUACAUGAAGAAUGAGAAAGUCACGGCAUUUCUGAAGUCAUACUCAAAUGCAGAUAUUGCAAUAAUUAAGCUUGGCACUGUAUCGGAUUCAAGUUGGGAAGUCACUGAACAACAGAAAUGGGAUCUUAUUGACAAACUUCAGUCCAAUGCGUCAGUUAACAUAAACUUAAAAUGGUCUUUGUCCUGGGAGGAGCUAGGAGAAGAAAAAGUGAUGUCAGCUAGUGGCAAGCAUGUACAUGUCUUGGAAGCUGAAGUUGAUGGAAAACCUAACCCAGAACGGGUGGAGCUAUUGAAUCUUUUAAAGGGAGAGCAGCAUUCAGCACUUAUAUUCAAUAUGUUUCCCAAGUUUAUCAGGUUCUCAAAUCAUGGGAAAGCUCCUGUUGUGCGUCAUUUCAUGGAUAAAAUUCAAUCUGAUGAUGACAGAGCAUACAGAAAUGUGUCACUGCAUCUGCAUUACAAAGGAGGUAACUCCAGCAGUUGGUGGGAUGUGAGAGAGUUGUGCAAUGAUGACAAUUUUGACAAUUACAUUAAGAAAUUCAAUACUUAUGACAUUCAUUGUCAUAAGCUAACAUUAUUUGUUUUCAAUGACAACCCAUUACCCGAGGUCCUGAGGUUUUUCAGUAAGACAGGAGUCCUCGGCUUAUACAUUGGUGCAAUAUAUCUUUUAUCAAGCAUCAUCCGUAUGAUAUGUGGCUGCACUACAGAAAAGAUAAUGUUUUAUGACAUGCUGAAUGUGAACCGCAUUCUGGAGGUUUGCUCAGACAUUCACAAAGCUCGUGAGACUGUUGGCUGUUAUUAUGAGAGAGCCUUGUAUGAAAAAUUCUUGUCCAUGUUCCGCCUACCUGAGCCAGAUGAACUGGUAACAACCGUAUGAACCUCCACAACAAGAGAUGGAUAAUUAACUCCCAGUAGCAGAAAGCUGCCUAGUGUAGACUUUGCUGCAUUUCCAGGACUCACUCUUCAAGCCUGUAGUCUUGAGUCCCUAGUCAUCCUUCAAAGUCCAAAACAAACUGAGAAUCUGUCUUGGGGGGGGAGAUUUCACACACUUGACAUUGUGCCUAAACAGCAUUCUGAUGGUGUGGUUUAAAGUCAUGCUGACAAAGAAAGGUGACAAAACAGAUUUAUCUUGGGCUGAGGGUGGACUAUUGGAUCUGCUGGUUGCUGUAGCUGUUCUGCCUGAAAGUGGCCCUGAAAAACUCCAGCAGGCUCUCCCUCUGGGCUGCAAAGUCUACCAUAAACCCACACACAUACACUAACCUUUGUGUUGAUUCCAACUCCUCCACCACCACCACCCUUCCAACAAACACUCUGUUCUUGCCACAUUGGUGCACAAGGUCAGAUCCCUUCCCUUUAUAAGCAUGACCUUCAACCAUGUUAUCAGUUGCUCUCCAGGCACAUCAUCAGGUCUGUGGACCUUCCCUGAGGAAGAUUCUCAUUUCCCAUUGACUCGUGAAGGACAACUUAGGGCUCGACUCCAGCUGCAUACCUGGAAUGUGGUUAGGUCUACACUGGGUAGACCAGCUGUUCUGUCAAGAUCGAGGAGAACCAGUGGCACAUUCAUCUGAAGCAGCAGUUCUUAACCUGUAGUCUGUGGGUCCAUGACAGUUUAGAAAAUUAAAUAGUUUUUCCCAGCGUACUAAUAAAGCAUAUAUAAGUAAAAAAGCAAAAUCUGAAAUUGAAAUUUUUUAAACACUCUGUAAAAGUGAAUAAAUUUGAAAUUGGAGAUUAAAAAUUAAUUUGGUACCCUUA